This is a messenger RNA of Morchella importuna, 459 nucleotides long. RefSeq lists its product as uncharacterized. The coding region runs from base 1 to 459 and encodes 152 amino acids. The transcript has 2 exons. Lineage: Eukaryota; Fungi; Ascomycota; Pezizomycetes; Pezizales; Morchellaceae. The record is from RefSeq and is a predicted model, not a curated record.
AUGCGUGGGCAGGGGAUUGAGGAGAUUGUGGCGGAGGUGAGUAGGUUUACGGAGGAGUUUAAGGAGUUGGAUGGGUUGGGGGAUUAUAAGCCGUUCACCGACUCCGAGUGGGCCGAGUGCUACAAGCACCUCUCAAAGCUCACUCACCCCCACGGCCUCCCCAACUCCAUCGCAUCACUCGCCGACCUCCCCCUCUCCACCUUCAUCGGCGGCGCCACCCCCCAAAGCCGCCGUCCUAGUGCUCACCGAUGCACCCGCACGCACGCUCUCCAUAUUCCCGGACGCCGGCUUCUACACCGCCGCGCAGCUGGACAUGCACGACCGCUACACCAACACCAUGAGCGCCGACUGGAUGGUGACGGACCAGCUAGACAAGCUUUCCAAGCACGCCAAGGACAAGUUCUUCAUCCUGCCGUGGAUAUUGACGCAGGAGGGGGCAAAGGACCUGGUGAUGAGUAG